This is a messenger RNA of Pimephales promelas (fathead minnow), 11893 nucleotides long. RefSeq lists its product as uncharacterized. NCBI's taxonomy places the organism in Eukaryota, Metazoa, Chordata, Actinopteri, Cypriniformes, Leuciscidae. Gene Ontology annotation, cellular component: axoneme. Gene Ontology annotation, biological process: axoneme assembly; photoreceptor cell development; retina development in camera-type eye. The record is from RefSeq and is a predicted model, not a curated record.
GAAGAUCACCACCACCAUCAUCAUCACAGACACUCCAGGAAGAUUGUGCUUGUGAAAAACAGCGAUCCCUCUGUCCGGAGGACCAUCGUGCUGCACCGCAAGAGCCUGUGCAGUCUCUCGCUCUUCAUGGAUGAGGUUUCUGAACUCAUGCAGUGUCUCAUCAGGAAGCUCUACACACUGCAAGGCCACAAGAUUGACAGUGUGCAAAGUCUGCUGCAGUGCCCGAGCGUUUUGGUUUGUGUGGGACGUGAGCCUUUCCACCCACUCCUGUUGGACAGCUUCAGGAAGAACUCUUACGACAAACUUCCGAGGCUGAACAUAAAGCCACGCUCUAGUGUCUGCAGUGAUGAAAAGGGGGCCAAGAGAAAUGUCAACUUUGGACUAGAAACAAAUAGAAGUGUCAUCCAUCCAAAGUGUGAUUCAAGCAAAAGAUCAGGAGGACCAUCCACCUCUUCUGAAAAGAUGUUUCCAAAUCGACUUACCAACUUACCUACCAACUCGUUACCUCCAGGGCACAGAGGCGAUUGUCCUCAUACAGGAGAAAAUAUGAUGGAUGAUGACAUUGAAAAGCGAGUUCUGGUCAACCAAGAUGGAAGCCUGUCAAUGGAGAUGAAAGUGCGCUUUCGACUGUUACACAACGAGACAUUGCACUGGUCCACAGAAGUCAAGAAGUCAAAGAGCUCUUUUAAUGAAUCCCAUGAUGAUGCUUAUCCUUUCUCACAUUGCAGUGCAGAGAGCUGCUCAGAAGCCGACUCUAUCUCUGUUGGUGAAGAAGAGGAGACAUCCAGCACCAAAUGUUACCAAAGACAUUUUGAAGAGCCACAUUGCCAGCACUGCUGUGCUCACUGUCAAGAGUAUGGCAUGUGGAAAAAUCCUGUACCUCCCAGUCAAAGAUCUGUAAGACGCAUCAGAUCCUCAAGCUCAAGUGCAUCCUCGCGGAGAAUAGUGUGCAAGAAGGCAUCUACUGACAGCAUGCGCACAAUGUCCAGUGAAGAGUACACAGAGCAUUUAGUGGAAAAGGCAACUUGCAUUCAACAGACCAUUGGGCAGCAGGGCGACACCAUGAUUGAAGAAUGUACCAUCAACCAUUGCUGCAGUCGAAGUGAGGUGCGCUCAGUGUCCCCUAAAACAAAGAGCACAAGCGGUAUAGAAGACAAGCGUGAGAACAUUCAAGCAUCUGAUAAUGACGAGAACAGGCCAGAUGUCAUAUCCUCUAACCUUCCUAAAGAUCAAUUUAGUGUUCAGAUCACUCUGCCAGUAGAGGAAGAUGAGCGGCCUAUAUCCGUUGUGAGCACUUCUUCCCAAAUUUUAGCAUCACUGAAGGAGGACCAAGAUGAUGAAGAAGUCAGUCUCCCUCCGAGUAUCUCGAGAGCAUCCCGUGGCCAACAGGAAGAUGAGGAGAGCAAAGAUGUUGAACCAAGCCCAUGUUCUGUUACACCCAGUAAAUCACCAAGACCACCAAGCAAAGCUUUAUCUUCAGGGCAGUCUAAAACGUCCAGAAGGUUUGCCAGUCCAGAAGUAGGUGAUAAAGCGGCCAGGUCUGAAGCAUCCGCUUCUCCCAAAUCUUUGUCUGGCUCAAAAACGUGUGAAUGUGUAGUCUCAAAAGACAUAACGACUCCAGGGUCUUUUGAAUCAAAUGGUCAACUAGAAGACAUGGAUGUUCAAGAUACAGAAACAGAAGAAAGAGCACUAAGUGCAAUGUCAGCCAAAUCGAAAAUGUCUACAAAGUCUCUGUCUGAAUUAUCAACCCCUUAUGAAAAUGAUCAAGAGAGUACUGAAGUAAAUGAUGAAAUAAUAGAGGAGCGAUGCUCGAGUGCUAUCUCCAUAAAAUCCAAUACCUCUGGAAAAUCGAAUACAACAAAUCUUUCAAAAGUACAAGUGCAGGAUGGAAGAGCACACAGUGCCAUGUCAAUAAAGUCGCACAGAUCUGACAAAUCAAGAAAUAGUGAAGUCUCAGACAAUGUGUCUACGGAACACAAUUCUGAGGUAAGAACAUCGAGUGCCAUGUCUGUUAAAUCAAAUACAUCUGUGAGAUCCAAACUGUCAGAAAGUUGUUUUGAUGAGCUUGCUUAUUUACAGGACAAUGUUGAGGAGAGGCCUGUAAGUGCUGUCUCAUCUGAAUCAAGUAUUUGUGUUAAAUCUAUUCAGUCUAAAGAGACACAGUCUGCACCUGAUGGUGCAUGUGAGGAGAGAAUAGCAGAGAAAGCGUCAAGUGUUAAAUCUGGUACAUCAAACAAGUCUGGAAUUGAAGAUCAAAUAGAAGAGAGAGUUCACAGUUCCAUAUCGACACAUUCAAAUAUUUCUGCGAGAUCUAGAAUGUCAAUUGAGCUGAGCGAGCUUGAGGCUGAGCAAGACAGAGCUCCCAGCAGCGUUUCUAUUAAAUCAACUGUCUCACAAAAGUCUGACAUUUCAGAAGCAGCUUAUCUUCAAGAAGGAGGGGAAUGUUUAAAUUCAGUGGAUGCUUCAGUGCAAUUAAACACACCUGAAGCUGAAUCAGCAACUCAAGUGGAGUUACCAGGAGAGAGAUCACCAAGCUCUUUGUCAUCAAUAUCAAAUAUCUCUAAAAGAUCCAGAACCUCCAAAAUUUCAGAGGCAGACCAGGAUGAAGCACAGGAAAAUGAGGAUGUUCAGGAAAGAGCAUCAAGCACUAUUUCUGUAAGUUCUACUAUAUCUGCAAGCUCAAGGAAAUCCAAGAAAACCCCAAUACCAGGAUCAGGAGAAGAAAUGAAGGAACGAGUUCCUAGUGUUUUGUCAAUCAAAUCAAACGCUUCAUUGAAAUCAAAAAAGUCCAAGAUGGAGGAGGAGGAGACAGAAAACAGAGUCUCCAGCGCUUUGUCUGUCAAAUCUGAAUCUAAGAAAUCCAAAGGAUCUGGUAUGGUAGCAGAUAUUAUGGCUGAUAGAGAUGAUUUGAGAUCUGCAAGUGUGCUGUCCUCUAAAUCUAACAUAUCUGCAAAAUCUGUUAAAUCAAUGGUCUCAGAAAAAGACCAAACGGAAGAACGAGAGGGUGCAUACUCGGCACAAUCCAAUCAGUCAGGAGUCACUGUAAGUGAUGGAGUUGAAAUUGCAGAGGAACGGGCUCUGAGUGCUAUGUCAUCAAAAUCCAAUGCUUCUGAAAGACUGAAAAAGUCGAAAAAUUUAAAAGUACCAUUUGCUUUGCCUGGAGAAGCAGAGCACCAAACAGAGGAACGAUCUCAGAGUGCAUUGUCAGCAAGAUCAAGCGUUUCAACAAGAUCCAAUAAGUCCAGAAUUUCAGAUGUUUUAACUGAUGAGGUUGUUGAUGCAGCAGAAGAAGAAGAAGAAGAAAAAGAAGAGAGAGCUUCAAGUGCUUUGUCUGCAAAGUCAAAUGUCUCUGCAAAAACAAAAAAGUCAAAUGUGUCUGGAACAGAUGUCAACACUCAUAAUAAGGAAAAGGGGGACAGAGUGCCAAGUGCUAUGUCAGAAAAAUCUGACAUUUCUACCAAAACCAGUAUCUCUGCAAAAUCCAAAGCAUCAAAAGUUUCAGAAUUACAAACAGAAGAGCCUGAUGAAAAAUACCAAGAAGAGAGAGCUUCAAGUGCUUUGUCUGCAAAGUCAAAUGUUUCUGCAAAAUCAAAAAAGUCAAAUGUGUCUGAAACAGAUGUCAACACUGAUAAUAAGGAAAAAGGGGACAGAGUGCCAAGUGCUAUGUCAGAAAAAUCUGAUAUUUCUACCAAAACCAGUAUCUCUGCAAAAUCCAAAGCAUCGAAAGUUUUGGAAGUAGAGGCAGAAGAGCCUGAUGAAAAAGACCAAGUAGAAGAGAGAGCUUCAAGUGCUUUGUCUGCAAAGUCAAACGUUUCUGCAAAAUCAAAAAAGUCAAAUGUGUCUGGAACAGAUGUCAACACUGAUAAUAAGGAAAAAGGGGACAGAGUGCCAAGUGCUAUGUCAGAAAAAUCUGAUAUUUCUACCAAAACUAGUAUCUCUGCAAAAUCCAAAGCAUCGAAAGUUUCGGAAGUAGAGGCAGAAGAGCCUGAUGAAAAAUACCAAGAAGAGAGAGCUUCAAGUGCUUUGUCUGUAAAGUCGAACCUUUCUGCAAAAUCAAAAAAGUCUAAUAUGUCUGGAACAGAUGUCAACACUAAUACUAAGGAAAAAUGGGACAGACUGCCAAGUGCUAUGUCAGAAAAAUCUGAUAUUUCUACCAAAACCAGUAUCUCUGCAAAAUCCAAAGCAUCGAAAGUUUCGGAAGUACGUUCAGAAGAGCCUGAUGAUGAAGAAAGUGAAGUAAAAUCACCAAGUGAAAGAUCCAAUAAGUCAAAUCAUCUAGAAGAAGUUCAGAACCUAGAUAGACCUCCAAGUGGCAUAUCACUACUGUCUGAAGCCACACUUGAUGAAAAUGAGAUCUCAAAUGAGGAAGAAAUCCAAGAAAGGGCUCCAAGUGCAGUGUCUGCAAAAUCAAAUUCGUCUGUAAGAUCCAGAGCAUCGAGAGUUUCAGAAAUAAUCAUAGUUGAACCAAAUGAACAAAAUGUGAAGAGGGCACCAAGUUCGAGGUCAUUGAAAUCUGUUGUCUCUGGAAGAUCUGGUCCAGAAGACCCUGUCAAUGAAGAUAAACUAAAGGAAGCAAGAACAGAAAGUGCUUUGUCCUCUAUUUCUAAUAUUUCUGCAAGAUCAAACAAGUCAGAAGAUUCCAAGCUAACUGGAAAUGUACAGCAGAGAGCACAAAGUACAGCAUCAGUUACAUCUAAAACAUCUACAAGAUCUCAGAGGUCAAAUAUUUCAGGAGUUGUUCCUAAAGAAACUGAAAACACAGAUACAGGAGAUGUUCGAUCAUCAAGUGCAAUGUCUGCAAAAUCUUGUGCAUCUGAGAAAUCAAAACAUUCAGAAAGAACUGUGGAGGAGGACGACGAAGCAAAUGAACUGGUGGAAAGAACAAGCUCUUUGUCUGUAAAGUCAACCCCAUCUACAACAUCUGAUGCCAUUGUUAAAUCAAGUGUUGUGCCUACCAAAUCAAAUGCUUCUGCAAAGUCCCUCCUCUCAGAAGCUGAAGAGCCUGACGGAAGAUCAACAAGUGUGGUGUCUAAUACAUCUGCAGAAUCUAAAGUGUCUAAAGCAGGUGUGGAUAAAAAAACAAACAGAUCAGUUAGUUCAGACUCUGAACGACUUUUAACACCAACAAGCACCUCAGUGUCUAUUGGGAUAGUUGAAGACUAUGAGGUAGAUGAUGUUGAGGAAAUAGAUGAAGGUGCUGUUUCAAUGAACUCAAGAACAUCUGGUUCAUCAAAGACUGAAAUAUGUGGUAGAUCUGACCAGUGUUUAACAGAAUCUACAGUACCAAUAACAACUGAAACAACACGGACGCCAGAGGAAAGACCUAAAAGUUUAGCAUCGGCUAAGUCAAAUGUCUCUAGUAAAUCGAAGUCCAAUUGCUCUCAUUGCAGUUCUACAUUUCCCAGAGACCCAAACCAGGACAAAGAUGAUGUAGCAAGCAAUAAAUCCUCCAAAACAAAGAAUUUAGACACUUCAUCUGCCAAUGGUUCUGAGAGGCAAAGCACCCCAACCGAAGAGAUCCGUCCAUCUAGCAAAGCUUCCGGUAUGUCUGUACAUUCUGAAGUCACGGGUCAAGAGAAAACUGGAAGUCCAGAUGUUACCCAUAAGUCUCAAAGUGUCUGUUCAAAAUGCAGUUCUACACAACAGAAAAGACCAAUUUCAAGUGCCUCAGCUAAAGAAGGAAAUGCUGCUGAAGUAAUUGACAGACCAAAGAGUAAUAUAUCCAGUUCAUCAUCUCAUUUAAAAGUAAAUGGUCAAAAGAAUGAUGUUAAAACUUCAGUAACUGUCAAUGGAAGUAACAACAAAUUAAGCACCAGGUCGAUACAGAAAUUUGAGGACAAUACACCCAGGGGUCAUUCAUCUACUUCAUCUGUUACCUCAGGGAACCAUCUCAGUCCUAUCCCACCAAAAUCUCCCAGAAAAUCCAAAAAAACGGUUAUUUUACUUUCCGGCUCCAAUGACAGCGUGUUAUCACAGACCGUUCCUGCUCUAGACCCAAGAGAAGAACACACUGACUGUUUGAAUAUAGCAGCAGAACAAUCUUGUAAAUCUGAUAGAAAUGUCAGUGACAUUAAGAGUGAAAAAAGUAGCAAAUGUAGGAAAAGGAUUGGGAGUGACUCGUCUGGCCACAAGAUGGAUGAAGACAUGUCUGAGCUGAGUCCUUCUUGCCUGCCAAAUGCCUCCCCAACUGAGGUGGUAAAUGAAUGGCUGAGGAAAAUCCCAUCAGACACUACCUUGUGUGAUUUAGGCGAUGAAUUUCACGAAAACUUUGAUUCAAUAGAACCCCUCUGCACAUCGCAUGUGCCUUCAGAAGAUGAAAAUAAACAUGAAACUUUGCGACAUGGCUUAACCAAGCUUGAAACACAACCUGAGAGGGAAGAUGCUAAUGUGAUGAAUGCAGAGGGAGUUAUUGACAAAAAAGUUGCUGAGGGUGAUCACUCUCAGAGGGGAGAAGAGCCGAAAAUGUUUAAUUCCUCAGUUCUGGUGAUGAAAGUCUUGCUGAGCUCCAAACUAAACAGAUGCAAUAGCUUACCAGAGGUGUCCCAUGUAUAUGGACGUAAGCUCAGUACAUCAGCGCAAGGCCUUCUGGAUUGUUUGGCAAAUCUGCAGUUGUUAGACUUUGGUUCUAGCGAUGAAGAUGGCAAAAAAGAAAAAUACCAGGAGCUCAUGAGCAUACUUAAGUCCCUUUGGCUUUGUGACCCCACAGACAGUGAGAAGACAUCUAAGGAAAGAAACAACCAUCUGGACAAGGAAUUCAAAGCCAGGUCAUCAUCAGGGGUAGAUGUUAACAGUGGCUCAACAGGUUCUGGGAAAAGUAGUGUCAAUGACGGCACCCAAGCCCAAAUCAAUACAGAAUGUGAAGGCCUGGAUAACCUGACAAAGGUAGAGGAAGUUGAUGAAACUGUGGAAGAGGAAGCUUCAGAAACACCAGUCUCAAAUGAUGAUUCAGCCAGUCAAGCUCAGAGGACCCCAGAGACUAAGGACACAGUUGAAGAGAAGCUAAAAGAUGUCCGAGGCUCUGACGAGACUAUCAGAAAUAACGAUAGUCCAAGGGAACUGAUUGAAACACCCAUUUCAUCAAACAAGAGUUCUGGAAAUAAUAACAAUGAAACUGAAUCAGACCGUCAAGAGGACACAAGUUCAAGCAGUGCUCCAACACUACAAAGAGGUAAUUUUUCAAAAAGGCUUUCUCAAGACCCUGAUCCUGUAUGGGUUCUGAAUUUAUUGAACAAAUUAGAAAAACAAUUUAUGACAAAUUAUGUUGCUGCAAUGGCUGAGUUUAAAGUCCGUUGGAAUCUGGAUGACAAUGAGCAGCUUGACGUCAUGAUAAGAGAAUUGCAAGAUGAAGUCCGCAGACGGAUACAAACGAGUAUUGACAGGGAACUAAGAAAAAUCCAAGGCAGAGCUGGAAGACCAAGACCACCGAAAGAGACAAUGUCACGUGAAUCUACCGUUCAAACGGAGCAAAAGCGGAGGCGCCUGAAGGUAAUGCGCAACCAAUCAAUUGAUCCGCAACCUAAAAGUGAUGAUGAUAACACUAUGACAGGGACUGAUUUCAGUGAUCAACGUAGCGAUGAUGAAUAUUGUCCUUGUGACACAUGCUUGAAAAAGAAAAUGGCUUCCAAACAAGUGUUACCUGUGGAAAUGAUGAACUCUGCCCCUGUGAUGAUGGACUUUGAUUUGAGAAGAAUUCUCCAGACAAAGAAAUCGUCUCCUACCAAUGAAAACAUCGGGGGGAUUCCCAGUGAAUCUACAGUCAGUAAGAAGGAGAGAGAACAUGUGGUGCUUCAGGCUGUCAAAGAGGAGGAUGAGAAAGAAGGGGUGAAUAAAGAAAUGUUUGCUCCCAGUGACCAAGAAUUUAAGGAAGAUUAUGAAAAACAAGAAAGUGAGGAGGGUGGAGAGGAGGACAAUGCCUCCAGCACUUAUGAAGAGGACAGUUCUGUGAAACAAGCAAAAAUCGGGGAAAUUGCUGAGAUGUCUAAUAACACGAUUACAGCACAACAUAAGGGAGCAGAACAAGAUGAAGAGCAAGAGCAAAAUGAUGAGACUGAUUCUAAUGAAAUGUCUGUCAAAGAAAGUGAAAGCAGUUCUAAGAUCAAUGAUGAAUUAGAUGAAGAUGUGGCAAAUGAUGACAUUAGUGAAUUUGAUGAUAUAAUGCAGGCUGAAACAGCAAAGGAGGAAGCACCUGAAGAAUACGUUGAGGAAGAAUCAGAGGAGCUGGACGAAACAGCUUAUGAAGAGGGUGAGACCACUGGUGAAGAUACUGUAGAGAACAGGCAGAAUGCUAAAGCACUAGCCGCUGAAGAGCAUGACAUUGCUGGUAAUGAAACUGCAGAAGAUGGAGAGACUGCUGAGGGUGAAACAGUAGAAGAUAAAACUUUAGAUGAUGGACAAACUCCAGAAGCAGAAACCACUAGAGAAGAUAAAAUAACUGAAGAUGAAACUGGAGAAGAAGGUGAGACAGUUAAUGACAAAACUGCAGAAGAGGAUGAGGUGGAUGAACAUUUUACUGCAGAAGAUGGACAAACUGCUGAAGAUGAAACUGGAGAAGAAGGCGAGACAGUUAAUGAAAACACUGCAAAAGAGCAUGAGGUGGAUGAAAAUGUUACUGCAGAAGAUGGACAAACAGCUGAAGAUGAAACUGGAGAAGACAAAACUGCAGAAGAGCAUGAGGUGGAUGAAAAUGACACUGCAGAAGAUGGACAAACAGCUGAAGAUGAAACUGCAGAAGAGGAUAAGGUGGAAGAAAAUUUUACUGCAGAAGAUGGACAAACUGCUGAAGAUGAAACUGGAGAAGAAGGCGAGACAGUUAAUGAAAACACUGCAAAAGAGCAUGAGGUGGAUGAAAAUUUUACUGCAGAAGAUGGGCAAACGGCUGAAGAUGAAACUGGAGAAGACAAAACUGCAGAAGAGGAUGAGGUGGAUGAAAAUGACACUGCAGAAGAUGGACAAACAGCUGAAGAUGAAACUGGAGAAGAAGUUGAGAAAGGAAACAACAACAGUGUAGAAGAGGAUGAGGAGGUUGAAAAUGAAUCUGCAGACAAUGAACAAACUGCAGAAGAUGAAACUGGAGAAGAAGGUGAAACAGUUAAUGACAACACUGCAGAAGAGGAUGAGGUGGAUGAAAAUUUUACUGCAGAAGAUGGGCAAACGGCUGAAGAUGAAACUGGAGAAGAAGUUGAGAAAGGAAACAACAACAGUGUAGAAGAGGAUGAGGAGGUUGAAAACGAAUCUGCAGACAAUGAACAAACUGCAGAAGAUGAAACUGGAGAAGAAGUUGAGACGGGAAAUUACGACACUGGAGAAGAGCAUGAGGCGGCUGAAAAUGAAACUGCAGAAGACAGUGAAACAGCCUCAAAGGAUGGACAAACUUCUGAAGCAGAAACUGCUGGAGAGGAUAAAAUAACUGAAGAUGAAACUGCAGAGGAGGAUGAGACAACUGCUAAAAGUGAAUCUUUAGAAGAUGGACAAACUGCUGAAUCAGAAACUGCUGGAGAGGAUAUAAUAACUGAAGAUGAAACUGCACAGGAGGGUGAGACAACUGCUAAAAUUGAAUCUGUAGAAGAUGGACAAACUGCUGGCGAGGAUGACAUAACUGAAGAUGAAACUGUGGAGGGUGAGACAUCUGCUAAUAAUGAAUCUGUAGAAAAUGCUGAAGAUGAAACUACAGAAGAUGGUGAUACAGGUGAUAAUCAAACUGCAGUAAAGGGUGAGACAGUUAAUGAUGACACGGUAGAAGAGUGUGAGAUGGCUGAGAAUGAAUCUGUAGAAGAUGGGCAGACUGCUGAAGCAGAAACUGCAGGAGAGACUGAUACAGGUGAUGAUGACACAGCAGAUGUAGGGACCGCUGAAGCUCAAACUGAGGUGUCUGAAGAUAAAGCAACUGUUGAAGAUGGCACCACAGCAGAAGACAAGAAUGCUGAGCUAGAACUGGCAGAGCGAAAGCAAACACCUGAUCAUGAGACAACUGUAGACGAGAGAGACAAAAGUCAAUCGGACGUUGAGGAAGUCAGUUGUGGAGCAGCAAAGGAGGAGGAAGACAUUCUUUCUAACCCUGAAGAUGCAGAGUAUCUUGAUAAUUUGACUAAUCUUGAGGUGGUUGAAGACGAAACAUCUCUUAAGAACAAGGGUGAUGUUGUCCUACAUAGUGUUGAUGAUAAUGGCGAAGAAAGUGAGACAGAAGAUGAUGGUGUGGAGAUAAUUGCAAAUAAAUGUGGUCUUGUGGCCAACAUUGGUGAAUCAGAUGAAGCUGGUGAUGAAGCUGAGGAUGAUACCGAGCCAGAUUUGGAGACAGAUGAAGGGGAACAUGAUGGCAACACUCCAGCUUCACAGCCUGUUGUAGAGCCAAAACAAAUGGAUGAAAAACCAGAUGGGGAAGCUUUAUCUAAUGCUUUGGUAGAGUUUGAGGAUGGGGCUGAUGCUGAUGGAGAGGACUCGGAAACAGAAGAGCUCAGCCAAGUCGUGGAAUCAGAGGGCAAACCACAGGAAAAAACUCCACGUAAAACCUUCAAGAUGCUCGUUCAUGCUGUGAAUUUCCUCAGACUCUCAGCCACUGGACAACCAGAGAGGAGGGAAGAGUGUAAUGAACAUGAAGUUGAAGAUGAAGAGACUCGAGAGGAUGAGAGUGAUGAUGCAAGAGGGAGUUCUUGUGUGGAAAAAGACAAGGUUGAAGAGUUGAAUGGAAAUGAGAAGGGCAAGCUCUCAGAUAUUACAGAGGAUACAGCAGAGGAAGAGCAGGACCAGACAAAUGAGACUAAUGAUGAUUCAAAGGACAGUGAAUGGGAAUCAUCUGAAAAUGCCUUGCAAAAGCAGAUGACAAAGUCAUCCAUGGAAUCUCAGCCAGGUUCCAUCGAAGAAGUUCACGAGGAACUGACAAAGAAUCAGAAUGGUUUAAAUCAUCUGAAAGCCAACCCGUAGAAUCAUUCUCGACAUCAGAGAAAAGAACGAAAGAUAGUUUUGAGCAUGUGAAAAUGGUUCCAGAGAGAUUAUUUCUUUAUUAUAAUUAGACCGUAUAAAUACUAUAAACCUAAAUUGAGUUUAUUCUCAGUAGCCCUUUGGACCCCUUAUUUUAUUUAUUUAUUUAAUAUAAUAUUUAAUAUUAUAAAGCUAUUUAUAAAAAAUGAUGCACUUUACUUAUGAUUCCAUUGUACUGUAUAUGCAGAUUAUAUAUGCAAACGCACAGCAUUACUGCUCAGGUACUGUAAAAAGUGAAUUUCUGAAAUUUGCACAGGAAGCUCUUCUAGCUUUAUGGUAAAAACGUGUUUAGAACUGUAUUAAAUGUAUUUCAAAACAACUUAUGUAAUUGCAGUUAUUCGUAUAAAACACUUGGUUGUAAGCCUUAGCCAUGUGGAAUAAGGAACUGCUGAUAAAAGAUUACAAAUAUUUCAUGUGCUGCUAUACAAGUGUACUAAAAUGUCUCUUUAUUUAAAUACACUGCAAAUGGUAAAUCACAUGGUGACGUGUAAGGAAAGGCCUGACCUGUGUGUAUGAGUGCAAAGAAUGAAUGUCUGUUGAAUUGACAGAGUGUUUAAUGUGGUUUUCAUAUUUGAUUGUAGGAGAUCAUUAAAAGGUAAAGGAAAAACAUUUGAAUCCCUGCUAAAUCGCAUAAAAGAAAGUCCACCAUUGUGCUUAAUCAGAAUGUGUACAGUAAUGCUUGCUUUUAAAGUAAGUGUACUAAAUGCAGAUGUACACCAAAAAUCACCCAUAUUACAGUAUUAUAAGAAUUGAGGUGUACACGUUAAGAUACGCUUUAGAUGUUUUGCCACAACACAAAGGAUUGUACAUCUAAAAGGAUUAUAUGUUCUUAUGUGUUCACACAAAACUUUAGUGAACACUCUCAGAAAAAAAGGUACAAAAGCUGUCCCUGGGGCUGUACCUUUUCAAAAGGGAAAAC